This is a messenger RNA of Guyanagaster necrorhizus, 1302 nucleotides long. Its product is annotated as peptidase C14. The transcript is spliced from 14 exons. Gene Ontology annotation, biological process: proteolysis. NCBI's taxonomy places the organism in Eukaryota, Fungi, Basidiomycota, Agaricomycetes, Agaricales, Physalacriaceae. Gene Ontology annotation, molecular function: cysteine-type endopeptidase activity. Bases 226 to 1107 code for a protein of 293 amino acids. Gene Ontology annotation, cellular component: cytoplasm. The record is from RefSeq and is a predicted model, not a curated record.
GAUGCGCGUCGGUCGCACUACCCGUAACUUUACAAUUGUCCGGUUUCACCUUCCUUCCAGAGCUAUCCACUGUAUUGGCAAUGCGCGAUUGCCCCACAGAUCCCGACUUUCGAUAUAAAUGGUCACGCUCGACAUUGUUUCCUCCUCCGCCCCAGGACCAUACCAAAGCGGGACCCCCCUCCAUAACUUAUAUUUUUCCCAACAUCGAGUCGACCUAAAUAAAUCAUGCUUUCCACAGUCAGCGACGCGUCUUCUUCUCCAACUCGACGAGCCCUCCUCAUCGGAAUUGAGUACGGACAUGGACCCAUUAACGCGCGACUUAGUGGAACGCAUUCAGAUGUUGAGAAUACUAUGGAAUUACUGAUGACGAAAUAUCACUUCCAGAGGAAGGACAUCACGAUCCUGGUCGAUGAACCUGGCACAGAGGAUGAUAUGAAACCCACGAGGAUUAAUAUGGUACGUGAACUGCAAGCGCUCGUCCAGGACCCAUCACCCGGGGGGGGGUAUUUCAUCCUGUACGCGGGACACUGCGUGCAGCUCGACGCACAAGGCGACUCAGUCGAAAAAGAUGAAUACUUGGUACCAAUGGAUGCUGUACACGAAGGACCCAGCGCUUAUAUCCAUGAUAAUCUUAUGAGGGGUGACGAUCUGAAGCGUAUUCUUGUUGAUCCCAUCGCGACAGUUCCCAAAGCAAGGCUAACGGCUGUCUUUGAUUGCUGUCAUAGCGGUACUGUUUUGGAUCUCUGCCACCACCGAUGUAACAGGGCGUACAACCUCAAGAGCACAUAUCGUGGUCUGUGCAGGAGAGUCAAAGAGGCCUUCCCGGAACCUGGUGAAACCGCGCAAGCAUUUGCUGAGCCUUGGACAAUGUUAGCGUUCGAGAAAGUGUUUAUGUCAAUGUCCGUCGGUAAUCGGAGGGAGAAACGAUCCUCUUCAAGUACUUGCGAUGGGUACUGUACUCGGACAAGGCGCACAGAUGGAGGAAAUGUGCUUUGUAUCUCCGCGUGCAAAGACUCACAGUCAGCGUUUGGGAACGAACAUGGUGGAUCGCUGACGAGGGCGCUAGUUGCGACGCUGAUACAGAGAAAGAACCACAUCCGAUUUUGAAGGACCUCUAUCGAAGCGUCAGUCAAAGCGUUGAUUCUGUCAUCCGAAACCAUGUAAGGGGUUUGUUCAAGAGGGCAUCACAAAACCCACAGGUAUUUGUUUGGCCGUACGGUUUCGUUGAAAUAUAUCUCACUUCACUCCCCAGUUCUCGAGUCUAUCUCCUUUGGUACGUUUCCUAUUUCAGUAUAUUUUGUG